Molecule: messenger RNA, 5530 nt
Organism: Phialemonium atrogriseum
Lineage: Eukaryota; Fungi; Ascomycota; Sordariomycetes; Cephalothecales; Cephalothecaceae
Exons: 5
Coding region: 1-5412 (1803 amino acids)
Source: RefSeq, a predicted model, not a curated record
AUGUGCAUGCGAUUCAGCUCUUCUCCGUGCAGCGAAGGGCGGCUAUCCCUGCCUAAACUGUCUGUCGAACCGCUCGGUGACAACUACGAAGAUGACCAAGAGGACGACCACGAGGACUUGCGCUGGCCUGUGGCUGGCUUGGCUCACUACCACAGCUGGUUGAUGAAGCUUCCCGUCCGGGAAGAGUGGACGGCCCCACCAUCAGCGUUGCUCGUGACAAACCGCCAGAGCCCUCAAUAUAUCGGGUUGCUCGUUGCUGUCAUGGUCGAAAUCACCCCUUAUCAACGCCGCCUGGUGGCGGUCAUCCCGGGUCGAAGACCAGAGGGAACGGUAGCGGCAACCAACUCAGGAGACAAGUACUACAUCUACUCAAGCAAAACCGGUAAAUCGUCUGGGGGCAAUGUCCAUGUCCUCUCGCCGUCGCCCAAGAAUGUUGACAAUUUUCUCUUCCUCCUUCCGGACCAAGGCAUUAUUCUCAGCGCAGAGCCGUCCGGAAUAUCUGCAUCUUUGGAUGCCACCGACAGGUGGGACACAUGGAUGACCAACUGGGACCCCAGUGGCCAGGUCUCGGUGACAUACGACAACGCGAAAGAUCUGAACAUCCAGUCAUUCGAGUUCCGCCUCAAAGUCCCCUGGGAUGUCACCUUUAGCUCCAGCGCCGAUGCUAUCAAGUUUGCGUUCGGCACCAGAACGCUGGAUAGUAGCUCGCUUGUCCCAAGUCCCGGAAUGACGGACGACGGCACGCCGCUGUACCUUGGUCUCGACCCCGAGGCGACUCCCAACAACUUGAAAUCGACGGUUGGCAAUCUUUACACAUUCGCUGGUCUGGACACCCUUGGCAAAUCUCUACCGAUCAAAGGCCUGGCUGGACUGGGCGUCACGCUCAAGCUUGACAACGCGGGUGAGAAGCGAAACGCCCUGUGGUUCAGUCCAGAUCUGCAGCUGAAGACCACCAUGCGGCUCCAAUUCGAUAUUGAUGGGGCCGAGGUGUUGGAAGAAGCGCUGAGGGCUUUUCUCCCGGGGCUUGACUUUCAAGGCGUGAGCAUCGCCUGCAAGAAGACGAUGGUGCUUGUGGGAACCAACAAGGGAGCCCAACCCGUCGCGACUGGCGAAAUCGAAAUCGAGAUCGACUGUUCGGUCCAGCCCCCGUCCGGGGAUCCCGUCAAGAUGCUCCUCGCUCUCCAGAUCUCGAAGAACAAUUACGAACUGACGUUCAAAAUAAAGCCCGAGUCUAAAGAUGGUUUGACGGGAAUCAUCGGCUGGCUGAUUGGUCUGCUGCCUCAGGGGUCGGGCGUAGACUCUGUCGAGAAUGUCCUAGCCAGCGAUAAUCUCUUCAAGGACCACAUCUUCCUCCGCCGGUUGAAGGUUGCUGUAGAUGCCUCAGGAUCUUCGCCCAAGAUUGCGGGCGUGAGCCUCGAUAUCGAGGUGUCUGGCACCUUUGGUCAGGGGAGCGACCAGAGCCAGCGAGUGGCGUUUUUAGUCUCAUACAACUGGUCGGCGGGCAUGGGCACGCUGGGAACCAUCAGUGGCAGUUUCUGGAACUGGUUCAACUCUGACGAUGCCCGCGUUCUCAACCCCAACUACCGGGCGGCAUCCGACUUACUGCCAGUCACGAAUACCCCGGCAACCGCACUCGACGUGGUCACAUUGAUUCCUGGUCAGAAAGUCGAUACUCUACCUGCCAAUGUGCCCACCCAGGUCACCAAGGCCAGCAUCUACCUCUCACAAUCCCAGUUCGCCAUCCAAGCCACCCUUCAGUCCAAGGAUUCUACCACAGGCGAAAAGGAGUCUACUGUCCCCCAGAUCGACCUCGGAAGGAUCGACCUGUCUGCUUCGUACAGCUGGGGCAGCCAGAAGGACUUCAAGCUCAGCCUAGGCAUCACGUCUGUCUUGAUCCCGAGCAAGACCUCCAAACACCCCGAGUCGGCCAUUCUCACAGGCUCCUUGGACUACAGCUCCGGCGAUAAGACGUGGGAGCUAAAGGCUUCGCUCCAAAGCCUCUACGCUUCCACUCUCUGCGAGUUCUUCGACCCGGACUCGGUCGAUCAUGUGAUCCCUCUGAUUGAUUCUCUUGUCAUCGACCACCUGACUCUGGACUACAAGUACACGGGUUCGUCAGAGGUCCAGGGGAAAGCUGUCGGGACCUACUUCAAGUUUGACGGCCUGAUUCUCGUCGGCGGUUUGGCUCUUCAGCUUGAUUUCCAUUACGAGAAUCAGAAGCCAUGGAGUUUUACCGCAACUCUCCAGCCACAGGACAAGGAGGCCACCAUCGGAUCUGUCCUGUCGGACAUUCUCGGCGACGACGACCUGGACUUACCAACGUUCCUGGCGGACACCAAGAUCAGCGCCAAGGACAGUCCGGGCGGCAUCAAGUUAGAUGUCGAGAAAUCCCCCGGGGCGGAAGGGGUGUUCCAGUUCAUGUCCUCUAUCCAGGUCGGAGAACUAGAACUCACUUUCGCGCAGAUCCAUCUGGCCGAGUGGGACGCCAAGAUACCCUCGAAGCGCUUCGUCAAGUUUGCUCUCGUCGGCCUGCCGGAAGUCGAUUUACCCCUGAUCGGCGACCUCACACAGCCCUUCGACGAGAUGUACCUGAUGUGGGUACAGGACGGGACCGGCCUCAACAAGGCAUCCCCAGGGUUGACCCGUCAAGAGAUCGAUGACCUCAACAAGACCCUGACCGACCACCCGCUAGUACCCAAAGACAAGUUCCAGAGCCCGGCCCCCAAGGACGUGCUCAUCUCUGCGGGAUCCCAUUUCGCCAUCAUCACCAAGGACCAACAGGGCGUCCGGACUUGCGUCUUGGACUACGACUUUAAGAAGUCUCAGCCGCAGCAGCAACCCAAGCCACCGAAGCAAGCCAAGGCACUCACGCUCGCUGGAGAAGAAGAAGAAGAAGAACAAGACGACGACGACUUGGAGGCAGAGGGCCCACCAAAGCCUGACUCGGACGGGAACAGCUCCUCGGCCCCGUUCAAAAAGAAAUCCGGCCCGCUGGCCAUCAGCAACAUCGGUCUCAAAUAUGCCGACAAGACCCUCCACAUCCAGUUCACAGCCACCUUCGAGCUCGGCCCCCUGGGCUUCUCCCUCAUCGGCUUCAGCAUCAACCUGCAGAUCACCUCACUCCAUCUCGACGGGAUCACGAUGUUACUCCCGAGCCUCGAGGGCCUGUCUGCGUCCUUUGAAAAACCCCCGCUGACUAUCGCCGGCAUCAUCAGACAUGGAAAGUCCGAGAAUCUCGACUACUACGCCGGCGGCCUCAUUAUCGGAUGGGUGCCCUAUCAACUCCAAGCAGCCGGAUUCUACGGCGACGCCCUUCCCGAGGGAUCGACAGACCCCAAUAAGAGAUUCAAGUCGGUGUUCGUAUUCGCCCGACUCGAUGGCCCGCUUGUCACACUCGAAUUUGCCGAGAUAUCAGGAGUGACGGGCGGGUUCGGUUACAAAUCCGAGGUUCGCGUACCCACGGCCGACCAGGUCGUCAAUUUCCCCUUUGUCAAAUCCACUAGCCUGGCGGGAGCCACCGAAAGCGCCCUGACGACGCUGGAGAGACUCACGAGUCCAAAGGCGGACGGGUGGUUCAAGCCGCUGGACGACACGUAUUGGGCCGCGGCGGGCAUGAAGAUUGAUGCCUUCCAGAUGAUCUCGCUCGAUGCGGUGGCUGUGAUCCAGUUUGGCCAGUCGAUCAAAAUGGGCCUGUUCGCUGUUGCGCUGGCCGACAUUCCCACCUCGGCGUCCAAAGUCAAGUUCGCCCACGUCGAACUGGGAAUUGCGGUGGUGAUCGAUCUAGAUUAUGGCACGCUCAAGGCAGAGGCCCAGUUGUCUCCCAAUUCCUACAUUCUGGAUCCCAACUGCCAUCUGACGGGCGGGUCUGCACUGUACUAUUGGUUUGAUGCCCCCCACGCCGACCGGUCGCUGAUUGGGGAUUUCGUGUUUACCCUGGGAGGGUACCACCAGGCGUUCGCGGUGCCGGCUGGGUAUCCCAACCCCCCACGUCUGGCCAUCAGCUGGAGUCUGGGAAGUAACUUGUCCAUCACCGGACAGGCGUACUUUGCCAUCACACCCAAGGCGUGCAUGGGCGGCGGGAGAUUGCAUGCUGCCUUCCACGCGGGACCGAUCGAGGCGUGGUUUGAUGCGUUCGCCGACUUCUUGAUCAACUACAAGCCGUUCCACUUCCUUGCCGAGGCCGGAAUCAGCGUUGGUGUCCGGUUCAACCUGGAUGUCCUCUUCAUUCACAUCCAUAUCUCGGUGGAAGUGGGCGCCGACCUGACACUCUGGGGUCCGCCAAUGGCCGGGCGAGUGCAUGUCGAUAUCAAGGUGGCCAAAUUCGACAUCAACUUUGGCAGCGCUGGGGACGAUAAACCUCCCGCCUCACUACUGGAGUUUUACCAUCUGGUAUUGCAAGCCAGUAGCAAACAGACCAAGACCACCGCCGCCGCCGCUACCGCCCCCAAGGCCCUGGCAGAGUUCGAGAGGUCCCGGGUCAUUGAACUCGACGAUGACGACCAGCCCCUAUUACCACAAGCCGCAGAGGCAGAGGAAGAAGGCGAGGAUGACCCCCCGAAAAAAGACGAAGGCCACACGUUUCUCGCGCAAUCCGGCCUGAUGAACGACACCGACAAGCCCGAGCGAGACCACAACCAGACGUGGACGGUGCGGGGUGGAACCUUCUCGUUUGUGGUCGGGUGCAAGAUAGCCAUAGCAAAAGCGGAGCAGGUCGACGAGAAAGAUAAACCCAUCGCGACUGUCGAGUAUACGGAUGAAACCAUCUACGCCAAACCGAUGCAUCUGACGGAUGCUCUUGAUUCGAGCGUCAAGAUCUCGAUCACGCAGGAGGACAGUCAUGAGCCGCCCAAGGUGUGGCCUAUGGAGAAGUUUGUCAAGUCGGUCCCGACGGGGUUGUGGGCUAAGUAUAACGACCGCUCCGACCCCUCCAAGAGCGGUAACAACAUUAGCGAGCUGCUCGACACCUCAGACGGCGGUAUAAGGCUGAUGAUGGGCGUGCUGCUGACCGGCCCGCCGCCCUUCAUGUCCGAGGACAAGCUGCCCACAUUCAUCAUCUUGGAUGCCAACCUGGAGGAUCUUGACGCUGUGAGAAAAUUCCCCGUCCCCGUGCCGGCAAGCGAGGAGUGGGUGGGUGCGCAGCCUCAGGAGGGUAAGGCCCAGUGGGACGAGGUGCAUAGAAUGUGGGAGACACCCAAUUGGGAUAGCGAUGCCGCCGCCGCGUUAGGGGGGAAGGAUGAAGAGGAGGAGGGUGAGCGAGAGGAGGAGAAGGACGGUGUUCAGACGACUUUUGUGGCGACGUGGGCUGUCGCCUUUGGUUGGGAUGCUGCGCUAGCGAAGAUGGCCAAGAUGCCGCUAUUGCUGGAAAAAAGGUUUGAUCAGCUGUAUGUUGCCGCGCCGUUGUUGACUAAGUAGGACUGGUUAAGGGAAUCGAUCUUCGGGGGUUGGUAGUAAUUAUUUACAAUCGCAGUGGUUUUGAUCCGUCCGUAAGCAUAUGCCCUGCCUCUCCGCGCAUCGCGCCGUGGGCGUAGGC